GUUUGCAAUUGAUACCAAGGAUGAACGGGUGAAAGCAGUCUGCAUCGAUUCUCUUAGGAAAGCUGUUAAGCGAGAGCGACACCUGCUAAAAAACUGCAGUUCGACAUCAAGUGCCCUUGUGAUGUGCCCUUGCUUAGUCCUACCUACAGCAGGAGUGACGAUAACUGGAAGAACUGGUCAAGCACUGGAAUAAACCUAACACAUUCGUCAGUUCCUUCCUGAAAUCAAAGCUGUUGUUAUCGACAUGGAUACAUAUACCUGUAGUAACUGUACCGUUCUAGCAGAGGACGUGCCAAAUCAACAAGGAGAACCGCUCAAAGGUUCAGUUUCCUCAAACAACCGGUUCGCGCGGCUAUGCAGCUGUUAUGGUUAGCUUGGCAGACCAAUUCGAGGGUAAAAUACCAAAUGCUCUUGAUCUGUUCAUGCUCUGCCACAACAGCAAGCAGAAGGGCUUUUCCACAUGUGCAAAAGAUGCCAUUGGCGACAAGGAACAAAAGCUUGUCGGACCUAGAGCAAAUGGUGAAAGCAGGAAUGCUUCCUGGGUUGUAUCGGAGGUUUUACUGAAGCGUAUAGUGAAACCUCGUUUCCUUCAGAAUGUGGGGGUUGAGCCAAAGCCCGUUCGAACCACAGCAAAGAUCCUUGCGGCAGAAGUGCACCGGAUACAGGAGGAGAAUGUUCAGCUGAGGGAUGUUUCCAACAGGCAGCACAAACAAAUAGCAGAGCUGACGAGGCUUCUCGCUGAAAACAAUAAAGCUGCACCCAGGCAUUGAAGCGAUGCACGCUGCACGGGAGGCCCAGUUUUUUGCUCGGUACAAUGAGCUCCAAAGGUACUGUGCUGCCCUGGUCGUCCGAUAGCUGAACUGUUAUUUUUGCUUGCCUGAUCGUUGGAUGGAUCAAGUGCAUGAUCGAACUGUUAUUUUGGCUGCGUAUCGUGCGAUGGGAAGCUGUGUUCGUAUGCCAUUCGCAAAAAUGGCACCUCUGUUGUCGAUGUAUUGUAUUUCUCAUGUGCUGGGGCCUGGGUGUGGUGAAG
Molecule: messenger RNA, 1030 nt
Organism: Brachypodium distachyon (stiff brome)
Lineage: Eukaryota; Viridiplantae; Streptophyta; Magnoliopsida; Poales; Poaceae
Exons: 3
Coding region: 366-770 (134 amino acids)
Source: RefSeq, a predicted model, not a curated record